Molecule: messenger RNA, 1038 nt
Organism: Parnassius apollo (apollo)
Lineage: Eukaryota; Metazoa; Arthropoda; Insecta; Lepidoptera; Papilionidae
Source: the annotation of a GenBank genome assembly
AUGGGCCAGAUAUUUCCUUUCACUAUCAUUACCUAUAGCUACGUCAACAUCAUCCGUACAAUGAGACAGAACUCUCGACGCCUUGGACGUGUAAACCGUGCAGAGGCUCGUGCAACUGCAAUGAUAUUCAUAAUGAUCAUAUCCUUUACCAUUGCAUGGACACCAUACUCCCUCUUCGCUUUAAUGGAACAAUUCGCAACUAAAAGCAUCGUGUCCCCUGGUGCUGGAGUUAUACCAGCGUUAGUUGCAAAAAGCUCUAUUUGCUACGACCCUCUUAUUUAUGUUGGGAUGAAUACGCAGUUUCGUCAAUCAAUAAAACGUAUUUUUGGUAUUCACGGUAAAAGCGGAAGUUCGCAAAUUGAGAGGGGGUACAAAAGUACAGUUUUGUCCUCCUGUCAUAAAUUAUCUGUACUUAAUGAUAUAACUGUACGAUGUAAUACUUCAGAAAUUUCAAAAAUUGUCAAAAUAAACGAAAAACGUACUGAAUGUACGGAUGAUCAAUCUGACUUAGUCAAAAACGUGAUCACAAUUAAAAAUUUCAAUAAGAAAUCCGAAUUGUGCACAAUUGAAGAAAAAAAGGCGGCAUUAGACGCAGCAGAAAGAUCUGGAGAAACUGAUUAUGAUGAUGAGAGCAGUGGUGGAAAUAAAAAAGUAGUAGUUUUUGGAAAUUCUUGCAAAUUAAAUGAACCUUCUCCCAUCCUUUCUAUAAUGGACGCCGAUAAUCCUUUAAUUACAAAGUCGCAUGAUCAUGAUGGUAAUGAUACGAAAGAUAUACUAAAGAAUGUGUACAUUAACAAAGGGUGUGAAGAACAAUCAACAGAUAAAAUGAAAACCGAUGAAUCAAUUCAAACCCUUAAACGUCCAAAAACUAUCAAACAUAGUUCUUCGUUAGAGUUGGCCGGAAAAUCGACAGAAGGAAAGCGAAGGAAAUUUUCUAUGGAAACUAAAUUAGAAUCUUUCGUGACACCGAAAAGUUUUAUGGAUACAGUAGUUAGCAAGCUAUUUGAUCAAGAAUAUAAUCAAGAUAAUAGUGGAUAA